This is a messenger RNA of Tachysurus fulvidraco (yellow catfish), 1461 nucleotides long. RefSeq names its product free fatty acid receptor 2-like. Lineage: Eukaryota; Metazoa; Chordata; Actinopteri; Siluriformes; Bagridae. Gene Ontology annotation, cellular component: plasma membrane. Gene Ontology annotation, molecular function: G protein-coupled receptor activity. The record is from RefSeq and is a predicted model, not a curated record. Gene Ontology annotation, biological process: cellular response to fatty acid; G protein-coupled receptor signaling pathway. The transcript is spliced from 2 exons. The coding region runs from base 100 to 1065 and encodes 321 amino acids.
CAAUGGUCUAGACAACAAGCCGAUAAAUGUUUUUACUUGUUUGUUUGAUUUCUGAAAGAAGAAAAUAGACGAAAGAACAAAUAUCUUGCAUAAGUCACGAUGAUCUGGGGUGUGACCGACAACAGCUUUGUCUUGAGCAUGUACAUCAUCACAAUGAUGACAGGUCUUCCAGGCAACCUGUUGUCCCUCUAUGCCUUCAUACGAAAAGUAAAACAAGAGGUUAAACUGACUGACGUGCUCCUCCUCAACCUCAACAUCUCGGAUUUGAUUUUUCUCAUUUUCCUCCCCAUUCUCAUUAAAGCGACAGCUGAAAUGGAAUGGGGAAUGAGUUCCUACCUCUGUCCUCUGGCAACUUACAUCUUCUUGAUUAACAUCUAUAAUAGCACACUAAUCUUAACAGCUGUUAGUGUGGAACGUUAUCUGGGAGUCAUUUUUGCCAUCAAGUACAAACUCAAUCGGCAUCCUCGAUAUGCUGUGAUUACCAGUGUAAUCAUUUGGGUGAUCAAUUUGGGCCACUGUAGCAUUGUUUACUACAUGCAGUACAACUUUUCAGAUGGAAUAAAAGUUGGCCUUGAUCCAAUCAACCAUAACACCUGCUAUUGGCAGUUCACUGAGGACCAGCUAAAAAUCCUGUUGCCGGAGUGUCUAGGGAUCUCCAUAGUCUUUAUAUUUGUACCACUGAUAAUCUGUUGCUUUUGCUAUAUCAACAUCAUUCGUGCACUCUAUCAACUAGACAACAUCAAGCCCAGGAAGCGCUGCAGGGCCAUUGGGCUUGCCAUGUCCACCCUUCUGAUUUUUAUGAUUUGUUCCAUACCCUUCGGUGUGUCACAUGUGGAAGGUUACAUUAUAAAUUCUAGACCUAGUUGGCGUGUGUAUGCCCUGGUCUCCAGCAGCAUCAGUGUCAGUCUUGACACAAUUGUAUUCUAUUGCUCCUCUAAAGCACUGCGUAACACAUUUAUGGAUCAUAUACCAAGGCUCUUAAUGUGGCUGCAGCACUGUUGCAGAUGUUUGUUCACCGAUUCUGAUCACACCCAACAUGAAAGCACAAUCUUUGAAAACAAUUAGCCAUAAAAUAUAUACAGAUUUCAUAUAAGCACAUGUUUAUGCAGCAACCCUCUGCUGAGAAUUUUUGAGAAACUGACUCAGCAUCUCUAAUUGGUUUAAAAGCAGCUGAUCUCCUUGGAUUUCCACAUAAAACAGUCAAUGGAGUUAACACAGAAUGGAGCAAAAAUACAAAACAACUAAAACAACCGAGAAAACAGCAGCUGAAUGUCUGGAAAUGCUUUCUGAAUUGGAAAUGUCAGAGGAAUAUGGCCAGAGUACGUGGAGCUGACAGGAACCUACCAAUUAGCCAUUCUUUAUAACUAUCUCAGAAAACAGAGCACAAUCAAACUUGAGGUGGACAACAGCGGAAAACCCCAUCAGGCAAGAACAGGAAUCUGACUCGACAGUGGGCACUGA